This is a messenger RNA of Hydra vulgaris (swiftwater hydra), 1034 nucleotides long. The record is from RefSeq and is a predicted model, not a curated record. NCBI's taxonomy places the organism in Eukaryota, Metazoa, Cnidaria, Hydrozoa, Anthoathecata, Hydridae.
CUCCAUUGCACAAAAGAGUUACUUGGACUCGGAAAUCAUCUGAGACAGUUCCACAAAUUGUCUAAUUUUGAGACAAAAAAAUAUUUAUCUAAAAGUGUAAGUGUUCUUGAAAAUUUUGAAAGUGAAUCUGAUGAGAAAUCAAACUCCUCAAGUGACUUUAGCGAUAACCCAAGACUUGAGUGUCAUUUUGAUAAAGAAAUUUUUGUUCAAGGUGAAAAUUUUUUAGAAGUAAAUUCAAGCAGUGAUGAAGACUGGUUAGCUUCAGAAUAUGUUCAAUCUAGAUUUUUGAAAAAAGAUGGUUCUGAAAAUUCCUCCUCUUCUAAAUCACAUUCAUUAUCUGAGUUCUCCGACAAUGAAGAUGAAGAUGACACAUUUUAUAUGACAUCAUCAAUAGAAGAAAGUUUAAUGCAAAACUUUGUAGAAUGGCUUGUUAGUUCUUCUGGUGGUCGUAAACCAAAAAGGUCUGCAGUAAAACAUAAAGGAAUUAUAAUGGGUAUAGUUAGACAUAAAGAUAAUAAGAAUAUAAAUUAUGUUAACCUCCCCAAAGAGUCUUUUUUAAACUCAUGGAUGACAGAGCUAGAUAAAAAAGGAAAAAAGCCAGGAACAAUAAAAACAUAUUUAGGGUCAAUAAAACAUUUUUUAGAUUUUUGUCUAACAACAGAUAGAACUGAUAUCAUAGGACACAAGGAACAUUCAAAAAUUGUUACAUUAAUUUUGCAAUGGGGUAAAUCUUUGCAAAAAUCAAUAAAGGAGAAUCAGUAUGACAAGGAUAUUAUUGACUUUAAUAACUUUCCUACAGCAGAAGAAAUAGUAAUAUUAGAUAAUUCUGAUAUUUUUAAAGAUGCAACAAAUGUUCUAAAAUCAAGUAAUACAAGUUUUUUUAAAGUAAACAAACAUCUUUUUGUCUUGUCAGAGAUUACUUAAUAACUUGCAUUGUUUUCGAUAAUGCUUCGAGACCAGGUGCAAUAUGCAAUAUGACGUUAAAUGAAUUUUCAGUUGCUUUUGAGAACACAGAUGGUUUUGUUGUUAGCGUU